AUAUGCAUAAUAUGUACUGGAUUGCAAGUAAUGACAUUUUUCUCCCACGACAAAAUAUAGAACAUGGUCAUAUUGAUAACUUAAACCCAUGCUAGCUCUUUUCUUUUAAAUCAAGCAUAUAUUCAAGAUUCAUCACUCAACAUUCAAACUCAAAAAAAAUAUAGAUAAGUGUCACAACUGCAAAAUGCAGACAACAAUUUUAUUGAUCUUAUUCUUCUUUGUGCUUCCAUUGGCAGUCGGUGAUGAUCUAAGGGUUGGGUUCUAUAGCUCAAGCUGUCCAAGAGCAGAGAUGAUUGUCCAUCAAGUUGUUGAGAGGAAUUUUAUCCAAGACGGAUCCAUAACUGCUGCCCUGCUACGUAUGCACUUCCAUGACUGCUUUGUCAGAGGGUGUGAUGCAUCCAUUUUAAUAGAUUCAAAAAAGGGUAAUCAAUCAGAGAAAGAAUCUGUAGCAAAUCGGACAGUUAGAGGAUUCAACCUCAUUGAUGAAAUAAAAAAAGUCCUGGAAAAUGCAUGUCUGGCAACAGUUUCUUGUGCAGACAUAAUUGCAUUAGCAACAAGAGAUUCUGUUGCUUUAGCUGGUGGACCAAGCUACAAUGUGCCUACAGGAAGACGGGACGGAUUAGUUUCAAGCAUUAAUGAAGUAAAACUUCCAACACCAGAGAUCUCUGUUUCAGAUGCAUUCAAAAUUUUCAAUUCCAAAGGCAUGACAAUGGAAGAGAUGGUUACUCUACUUGGAGCUCACACCGUUGGUAUCACGCAUUGUAGCUUCAUUGAAAGUAGGAUUAAAAAUGAAAGUUUCUCAAUGGAUGGUGAUUUGAGAAAUAAAUUAUUUGAAGUUUGUGGCAUUAAAGAGAGAGAUCCAACAGUGGUUUUGGAUCAGAAGACACCAUUUGUGUUUGACAAUGAAUUUUACAAUGAAAUUCUUUUGAGGAGAGGAGUGCUAUCGAUUGAUCAAAAUCUGGCUCUGGAUUCUAUCUCAAAAGAAGUGGUAACAAGUUUGGCUGCUAAUGGAGUGAGCUUUAGGGAGAAAUUUGUUGGUGCAGUAGUCAAGAUGGGAAAAAUUGAUGUGUUGACGGGAAAUGAAGGGGAAAUUAGAAAAAAUUGCAGAGUUUUUAACUCGUAAAGUAGACAAUAAAAAAUCUCAAAUAAUGCUUUUAUCUCGUAUGUGUGUGGCGUGGUUAUGAUGUUGAUUUUGGUCUCUUUGCAAGAUCCAUUAUUAUUAUGUGUAUGUUUGCAUUAUAGCUCUAUUAGAGGGUUAUUUCCUUAUAUUACGUAUUAAUCUUGGAUAUUUUCUUUAUUGAUA
This is a messenger RNA of Trifolium pratense (red clover), 1303 nucleotides long. RefSeq names its product peroxidase 44-like. Gene Ontology annotation, molecular function: heme binding; peroxidase activity. The coding region runs from base 185 to 1123 and encodes 312 amino acids. Gene Ontology annotation, cellular component: plant-type cell wall; plasmodesma. The transcript has 2 exons. Lineage: Eukaryota; Viridiplantae; Streptophyta; Magnoliopsida; Fabales; Fabaceae. The record is from RefSeq and is a predicted model, not a curated record. Gene Ontology annotation, biological process: hydrogen peroxide catabolic process; response to oxidative stress.